AGCUCCGGCUUGCUGCCGAUCGUUUAUGGUACGCCAUUGUAGUCGCUCCCGACGUUUUUUGUGUAAACUGCGCGAUAAAACAGAACUUGCAGGUUGCGGGCCACCUUGACAGCUGGACGACGUAGCCGACAAUGGCGUCCGGCGAAGAGAUCAUGUCGGCGUCACCGGGCCCUCAAUUGCAAGGCCCUCCGCAGCAGCAACAACAGCAGCAGCAGCCCGCUAACUCUCAUCCACCCGAGGGCCACAUGCAGGGCUACCCGUCCGACAACAUCCACAUGCUGCAGAGGGCGAUCAACAACAUGGAGGACAAGGAAGACCCCCGCUACUCGCAGAUGCUCGCCAUGGCGGGCAGGGGGAAGCCCCCCGCCGGGGGAGGGAGCGGGGGGAGCUCGGGGGCCCCCAGCCCCAUCAUGGGCCCACCCCCCGUGCCCCAGCAGCACAUGGGCAUGCCCCCCGAGGGCGGGGCUCCACCGCACCACGGCUAUGCACCCCAGCCCCACAUGGGACCCGGCGCGGUCCAGCCUCAGGUUUACGGGGGACCGCCCCCUCAGCAGCAGCCGCCCUACGGUGGCGGGGCACCCUACCAGCAGCAGCAGCCCUACCCUCCCCAGCAGGGCGUGCCUCCCGGCGGGGGCCCGCCCCUGCAACACCAGGGGGUGCCCCCGUCGCACCCCCACCAUGGAUCGGGCGCCGACACGCCCGAGCCGGGGCCCCAAGGUGGCUACGGAGGCGGCGGAGCGCCGAACGGGGCGGGGGGUGCCACAGGCCCCGAGGGCACCCCCCCACCCAUGCCCAAGCCCUCCCUGCUGAGCCCGCCGCAGCUGACCCAGCUCCGGGCCCAGAUCAUGGCGUACAAGCUGCUGGCCCGCAACCAGCCGGUGCCGGACCACGUCAACUUGGCCGCGCAGGGAACCUCCGGCGUGGGCGGACCCCAGGGACCUCAGUCGCAGCAGGGGCCCUACAUGCACAGGCCCCCCGGUGCCCCCUCUCCCCUGAUGCGCCCGUCCCCCCAGUCGGUUGGAGGGCCCCCCAUGGGACCCCAGCAGGGGCCGUACGGGGGCGGCGGCCCCACUUACGGAGCGCCCCCGCCCCAGUCCCAGCAGCAGCACCUCCAGCCCGGGGGCGGUCCUAUGAUGGGAGGGGGCGGGGCCCCUACGCCUCCUCCUCCCCAGGGGGGCGGUCCCAUGGGGGCGGGGGGCGUGGCCCCGCAGCCGGGUGGUCCCAGGGCUGGCUGCCAGGCGCCCCAGCAGGCGGCUAGAGGCAGUCCCGGGGGACCCACGUCCGUGCCUGCCAUGAUGCAGAUGCAGCAGCAGAAGCAGAACCGCAUCACACCGGUGGCCAAGCCCCAGGGCAUCGACCCCAUCGAGCUGCUGAAAGAAAAGGAGAACCGGCUGACGAGCCGCAUUGCCCACCGCAUCGAGGAACUGUCCAAGCUGCCCGCCAACCUGCCUGAGGACCUGCGGCGCAAGGCCAUGAUCGAGCUUAGGGCACUCAGGCUGCUCAACUUCCAGCGGCAGCUGCGGGCAGAGGUGGUGCAAUGCAUGCGCCGGGACACGACCCUGGAGACGUCCCUGAACCCCAAGCUGUACAAGCGCACCAAGCGGCAGAGCCUCCGCGAGGCGCGGCUCACGGAGAAGCUGGAGAAGCAGCAGAAGCUGGAGCAGGAACGCAAGCGGCGCCAGAAGCACCAGGAGUACCUGGCGGCGGUGCUGCAGCACGGCAAGGACUUCCGGGAGUUCCACCGGGGCAUCCAGGGCAAGGUGGCCAAGGUGAACAAGGCAGUGGUGACCUACCACGCCAACACGGAGCGGGAGCAGAAGAAGGAGCAGGAGCGCAUCGAGAAGAUGCGCAUGCAGCGGCUCAUGGCCGAGGACGAAGAGGGCUACCGCAAGCUCAUUGACCAGAAGAAGGACCGCCGGCUGGCCUUCCUGCUCUCCCAGACGGACGAGUACAUCCACAACCUCACUGAGAUGGUGCGCCAGCACAAGGCCGAGCAGCGCCGCAAGCUGCGAGAGAAGAAAAAGAAGAAGAAGAAGAAGCUGCCCCAGGAGGGCGCCACCGCACCGGGGGCCGAGGGCGGAGAGGGCGGGGCCGUCGAGGCGCCCGUCGAGGCGAUGGUGGACGAGAGCUCGCAACACAGCGACCUGCGCGUGAACGUGAUAGAGACAGCGACGGGCAAGGUGAUCGAGGGCAAGGACGCGCCCCUGGCCAGCCAACUGGAGGCCUGGCUCGAGAUGCACCCAGGGUUUGAGGUGGCGCCCCGGGAAGCGAGCGACGACGAGGAGGACGGCGAAACCGACGAGUCAACCGAGUCUGAGGACGAAGGGGAAGAGGCUCCGAUCCAGCACCAGGCGGUGCCAGCGGCGCCCAAGAUGUCGUCGUCUUCGACGGAUGACCAUGUGAAGACUGUCAUUCAGGCCGCAGCUGCGGAAGACGACGAGUACAAGGCAGGCGGCUACCAGAACUACUACAACAUUGCGCACGCAAUCAGCGAAGAGGUGCGCGAACAGUCGUCGUUGAUGGUGAACGGCUCGCUCAAGGAGUACCAAGUGAAGGGGCUGGAGUGGCUGGUCUCCCUCUACAACAACAACCUCAACGGCAUUCUCGCCGACGAGAUGGGGCUUGGGAAGACCAUCCAGACCAUAGCCGUCAUUACGUACCUUAUGGAAAAGAAGCGUAUCAACGGACCAUACCUGAUCAUCGUACCACUCUCGACCCUGUCGAACUGGAUGCUGGAGUUUGACCGAUGGGCCCCGUCCGUGGUGAAGGUAGCCUACAAGGGCUCGCCCAACUUGCGACGCCAGAUGUCUCAGAUGCUGCGCAGUAGCAAGUUUAACGUGCUCAUCACCACCUACGAGUACGUCAUCAAGGACAAGGCCGUGCUGGCCAAGAUUCGGUGGAAGUACAUGAUCAUUGACGAGGGUCACCGCAUGAAGAAUCACCACUGCAAGCUGACUCAGAUCCUGAACACUCACUACAGCGCCCCCCACAGGCUGCUUCUCACGGGAACGCCACUGCAGAACAAGCUUCCCGAGCUCUGGGCUCUGCUCAACUUCCUGCUCCCAAGCAUCUUCAAGAGCUGCAACACCUUUGAGCAGUGGUUCAAUGCGCCCUUCGCUACCACCGGCGAGAAGGUGGAGCUGAACGAGGAGGAGACGAUCCUCAUCAUCCGUCGUCUGCACAAGGUGCUCCGACCGUUCCUGCUCCGCCGUCUCAAGAAGGAAGUGGAGUCGCAACUCCCCGAAAAGGUGGAGUACGUGGUGAAGUGUGACAUGUCGGCUCUGCAGCGGCUGCUCUAUCGUCACAUGCAGACGAAGGGCGUUCUUCUGACAGACGGAUCCGAAAAAGACAAAAAGGGUAAGGGUGGAACCAAGACGCUGAUGAACACCAUCAUGCAACUGCGGAAGAUCUGCAACCACCCGUUCAUGUUCCAGCACAUUGAGGAGGCCUACGCUGAGCACAUUGGUUGCAGCGGGGGCGUAGUCCAGGGACCCGACCUGUACCGAGUGUCCGGCAAGUUUGAACUGCUGGACCGGAUUCUUCCCAAGCUCCGCUGCAAGGGGCACAGGGUGCUGCUCUUCUGCCAGAUGACCACCCUGAUGACCAUCAUGGAAGACUACCUAACCUACAGAGGUGGGUACCGGUAUCUACGCCUCGACGGUACAACCAAAGCGGAGGACCGUGGUCAGCUGCUGGAGAUGUUCAACGCCAAGGAUUCGCCCUACUUCAUCUUCCUGCUGAGCACCCGGGCUGGGGGCCUGGGGCUCAACCUGCAAGCCGCCGACACUGUCAUCAUCUUUGACUCGGACUGGAACCCCCACCAGGACCUGCAAGCCCAGGACCGUGCCCACCGGAUUGGCCAAAAGAAUGAGGUGCGUGUGCUGCGCCUCGUCACGGUCAAUUCAGUGGAGGAACGCAUCCUGGCCGCAGCCAAGUACAAGCUGAACCUCGACGAGAAAGUGAUCCAGGCGGGCAUGUUCGACCAGAAGUCGACGGGCUCGGAGCGCAAACAGUUCCUCCAGGCCAUCCUCACGCAGGACGAGAACGACGAGGAGGAGGAGAACGAAGUCCCGGACGACGAGACCAUCAACGAGAUGAUUGCUAGGAACGAAGAAGAACUGGAGCUCUUUCAGAAAAUGGACAUUGACCGGAGGAGGGACGAGGCCCGGUGCAUCAAGCGCAAGCCCAGGCUCAUGGAGGAGGACGAACUCCCCAAGUGGCUGCUCAAGGACGACGCCGAGGUGGAACGCCUCACCAACGAAGAAGAGGAGGACAAGAUCUUCGGGCGUGGGAACCGCCAACGCAAGGAGGUCGACUAUUCGGAUGCACUCACUGACAAGGAGUGGCUGCGGGCGGUCGAAGACGGCAACCUGGACGAGAUGGAGACGAGGAAGCGGUCCCGCAAGUCGGUCUGCCCGAGCAACAACGGAGGCGGGGCCGGCCCGUCCGCCAGCGUGGAGCGGAGUGGCGGGAAGCGGAAGGGGGGCGGGGCCUCGCGGCUCAUCCAGGAGGAAGAGCCACCCGCCAAGAAGCGGAGGGGACGGCCCCCCGUGGAGAAGGCGUCGCCCAACCCCCCGUCGCUCACCAAGCAAAUGAAGAAGCUCAUCGACAUCGUCAUCAACUACAAAGACAGCGAUAGCCGCGUGCUGAGCGAAGCCUUCCUGCAGCUCCCUUCGAAGCGAGAACUUCCGGAUUACUACGACGUGAUUAAGAAACCGGUGGAUUUGAAGAAGAUUAAGGCGCGAAUCCGGGAGCACCGCUACCGCACACUGGACGACCUGGAGGACGACUUCAUGCUGCUGUGCAUCAACGCCCAGACGUACAACGUGGAGGGGUCGCUCAUCUACGAGGACUCCAUCGUGCUCCAGUCGGUGUUCACCAGCGCCCGGGAGCGGCUGGAGAAGGACGGCGACCUGGCCCUGGGGCCGGACCAGGACCAGGACACGGACCAGGAGGGGCAGGGCACCUCGGCCGACGGCCACGGCUCGGAGGAGAAGACGAAAAAGCGCAAGAGCCGGCAGGUGAAGCGAUACAUCAGUGACGACGACGACACGGAAGAAAGCGACUAGGGAGGUCGUCGGUUCGGCCCCCUCCCUCCCUCCCCCCUCCCCUCCCCGGUUGGUCCGCGCGUCAUUCCACGGUUAGUCGGAGACGACGCAGUUUCACUUAUUCAGCUGUGUCGUGCUGCCCCUUUCUCCACCUAACAGUGUAACAUCCCCUGAAACUUUUUUUUUUUUUUU
This is a messenger RNA of Ixodes scapularis (black-legged tick), 5240 nucleotides long. Its product is annotated as transcription activator BRG1. The coding region runs from base 132 to 5069 and encodes 1645 amino acids. Gene Ontology annotation, biological process: positive regulation of transcription by RNA polymerase II. Gene Ontology annotation, molecular function: ATP-dependent chromatin remodeler activity; histone binding; ATP binding. Gene Ontology annotation, cellular component: nucleus. The transcript has 30 exons. The record is from RefSeq and is a predicted model, not a curated record. Lineage: Eukaryota; Metazoa; Arthropoda; Arachnida; Ixodida; Ixodidae.